Molecule: messenger RNA, 3572 nt
Organism: Hyalella azteca
Lineage: Eukaryota; Metazoa; Arthropoda; Malacostraca; Amphipoda; Hyalellidae
Product: protein spaetzle 5
Exons: 9
Coding region: 702-1670 (322 amino acids)
Biological process (GO): innate immune response; regulation of Toll signaling pathway; central nervous system formation
Cellular component (GO): extracellular region
Molecular function (GO): Toll binding; growth factor activity
Source: RefSeq, a predicted model, not a curated record
UGCACGUCGUUCUCGUGUGCUGGCUUCAGUAGAACACGUGUGUCUGGCCUUCGUUGAGAAGGAACCACUAUUGUCAUUGCGUGAUACUGGCAUUGAACUUUUCAUUGGAUUGUCUAUUUGGUAACGUAGCAUAUAGCUGAAGUGUUAACAUAGGUCAUUGAUACGUUAUAUUAGAAAUUGUCUCUAAACUAGUAGGAGGUCCAUUGAUUUUGUUGGAGGGCUUUUCUUAGUUGGUGGAAGUGUACAAAUUCCCUACUAGUAGACUAUCCUCUUAUUUUUGUAAAUUUGAUUACGAAAAGGCUUGACAAUGCCCGUAAAAAUUGCAUGGUGUGAGAAUCUGACAUCUACGUCGUUUGGUCCAGGUUCAAUGAAUUCUAGAUCUGAAAUUUGACCCAGUCUGAGCAUCAAGAAAAUCAAUAUUCCUAGGUAGACAUUUCGCUAUUCAGUUCAUUGUGAUACCAAUAUUCCUCGUCUUCGUGGAGCAGGCGUCGCAGACCUCCUGUAAUAAUUUCAGAUGGAAUAAUGCUAUCGUGACUAUCUGUGUUCAACAAUCGAAUAAAAAAUUGCAUUAUAAAAGAUAUCUGCAGCCAGCUUCCAAGACAACGCUGUCUCUUUAUCGUUCCUCCGUUUGUUGAUGUACGUUUAACCAUCAUUCUUCAUCGGCGCUUGGAAGUAACGUUAGUUCGACAACAUCUACCAGGAUGACGCCAUAUCACAUCCUAUUCCUGGUCCUUUGCUUCCUACGAUGCGUGGUGCUAGCGUCCUACCCUCCUGCAGGAGUCACGUCAUAUUCCUCAGCAGCAGGUACAUCAUACCCCCCCGCACGAGGCAUGUCGUACGCCCCUGCGAGUUCCCCGCCCCAGCGCUACGGUCAGGUUAAAAAGUCGGAGAAAUUCAUGCCCGCGGAGCACGGAGAGACUCCUACCUGCGUGAAGGAUGCGCGCCUCACCUUCUGCACCGAUCCUGAUGAUUAUCCUAGGGACCGCAUCAGAUACCUCCUGGAGCAGAAUAUGUUCGACAUUUCCUCGGUGCUCAUGGACGAAACUCGGGACACUUACACCUUCGAAGCAAUGGAUCCCCCCAGCUUGUACGAGCCCCCCCACGGGUACCUGCCCCCUCCCCCCAUGGUGGGGUACAGCAACGCCUCCUCAGCCUACGUCGACCCUAAGGCCUACAGACAUAGGUCUACUAAGAUAUUAGGACCCUACUACCGUGCUGGAAGUUCCUCCUUCCCAACCUACCUCAGGGCUUCUCCAACUUUUUUGUCUUACCCCAGCAAAGACCCCGUCAAAGCCCACGCUUGGUGGCUCAAAACCUCGAAUGCAGGUAUGCGGUACCGACGUCAGGUGGUGUCAGACGAGGGGGACACGAUGGACCUCUGCCCCAGCAGAGCGAACUAUAUCAUGCCCAAGGCAGCGCAGAGCAUAUCUGGGGAUUGGAUGUUCCUUGUGAACCUGGAGGAGAACCCGCGCUACACGCAACUGGUGCGCUCCGAGACCUGCUUACGGAACCAGUGCUCGGGGGCGUGCCAGGUUCCUCCAGGAGCGGUCGCGGUGUGUCAGCAGCAGUUCGCCCAGAAGCGCCUGGUCGCAUUGGACGGCACGGGAGAGCAGCUCAGUCAGAACAUCUUCUGGUUUCCUUCUUGUUGUGUCUGCAAAAUUAGGCGAUAAAAUCUUCCUAGAAUAUAAUAAAUUUCGUAGCUUGUAAUAACUUUAUGUAUUGUAGUGGGUGAACGUUCGUAGUUGUUUAGCAAGUUUAAAUGUUGUAGCCAUUGUAUUAUUAACGUAAGCUGAUCCAAAUCUUGUCUGCCAAUGAGCAUACGAGUUAUCUUUGUAUCGAGCUACCGAAUAUGCAUGUAAUAGUCGUGAUAUCCACGUAAUUUAAUAGUUACGAUCGAGAAUCUGCAAAUAAAGUUGAUAUUUUUCGUCUGUACCGAGACUGCAACCACUAUUCCUGAGAGAUGGGUGCUGGAAAACUUUUAGUCACUUUUGCAUUGAUAGUUCUCAUCGUUAACCCUUCUAUAUAGGAAUAACUACAUUAGUCUAUCAUUGGUGACUUAACUAUAUCCUCAUUCUAUCAUUGGUCAGAACCAAUGACAUCGCCUAGUUCAAGCCUCACUCUAAAGACGUAACCACAUUGUAUUCUGACUUUGCUGAAGUCUCGUGACGUUCUUACUGAAACUUUUGGAUUUAAUCCUUCAAUAAUUAUUUAUUUUAAGGUUCUGUGUUAAAUGUAUAUGUCCUGAAUGUGUUUUUAAUGUAAGCGAAUAUUUUUCCCUAGCCGGAAGCGAGGCAUGUAUAUUAUUAUGAAUUAGAUUUCGGUCGGUAGGGAUGAACCUGCUUGUAAUUGAUCAAUGAACUUCCGUCAUUUAUUGUAGAUUCCCAAUGAGAAUUAUCAAUUAAUAACUCUGCGAGAAGCGCACUACUUACAUUUCACUACCGCUUACAAACUUGCACACUUUCUAGCUUUGAUUAAUGAGUUUGUUCCAGUGUUCUAUUCUUUAUUCAUCAGAUGCCUUUUAAACAGUUUAUUCACGAUCAAAAUUAGAAUGUUUUUUUAGAAAUGAUUAAUAAAUUUAUUCCAAUGCCUAAUUUUAUCUGUGGGAAUUUUAACGGGUUUAAUCAGUCACAUUGGUCAGAUUUAUGGAAAGAUUUGCCUUCUACUGCUUAUUGUGUUAUGGAGCACCGAAAUUAAUAUUCUUCAAGUUGUGCACUAAUUAGUCAUUAGUGUUUAGCAGUGGUUACUCACAUCUGAACUUGCAUUACGUAAAUGAGCUGCCUCAUUAGGAAGAGUUUGCCAACUUGUACAGAUGUAUUUAGUAGCUCUGUUCUGUUGACGGACGUGACCCGUCAACUCUUGUUGACAGGCGGGAACCGUCAACCUGUGUUGAAGGACGUGACCUGUCAACUCGUGUUGAAGGACGUGACCUGUCAACUCGUGUUGACGGUCGCUGUGAACAUUGCGAGGCUGUAACGUAGGCACCGAAUCUUUGACAUGAUUCAUUUCUUUAAUGUCCUAAUAUUUUUUGUCACCAUUAAGAUCGAAAUAUUUUUGUGAGCGUUAAAUGCAUCUGCUAAAGUUGCACUUCUCUAUUUCGAUGAGUAACAAGGAUGUUGAACGCAACUUGAGAGGUUGCGUCGCUCAUUCCGUGAAGAUACCCGUAGGGAAGGAGAGAUCAGACGUCAUUCAAUUUGUAUGAAUGAUAUGCAAUAGGAAAUGUUAGUUCCAUCCAACCAUCCUUUUGCAACAAUAUCAUGCAUGUGCAAUCGCGUGGUGUCUGUCCAAUUCAUAAAUUAUUUCUCGCGCCGCAGGUUCUGUUGAUGUGUGAAGCGGUUUCUUUUAAAUCCUGUCUUCAACUGUUCUUAUUCAAACGUAACGUCAUCUUAUACGUGUAGUUACAGAGCCUUCCUAAGCUAUUAUAUAAUUGCGCUUAACAAGUGAAUAAAUGAAUAAGAAUAGUUCCGUUUCUUGUUCAUUUUCUAGCAUAAAUACAGAAAUUAUUGUACAAUAAGUACGCAACUGUGUGAAAUGUUGGUAAACAAUUUUAAUGUUCUAAUAAAGUGAAUCGAGAA